AUGGAGAACAACGAAGAUAAGCAACAACAGGGGCAACAGGCAGGGGGAGCGGCCGCAGCGCCUGCUCCAGCCAACGACGAAGUCAUCGAAACCAACUACGACGAAGUUGUAGACUCGUUCGAUGCUCUCAAGCUCAACGAAAGCCUCCUCAGAGGUAUUUACUCGUACGGUUUCGAGAAACCUUCGGCCAUUCAGCAGCGGGGCAUCAAGCCUAUUCUUGACAGGCACGACACUAUCGGCCAGGCUCAGUCGGGGACGGGGAAAACCGCCACUUUCGCAAUCGCUGCUCUCCAGCUCAUCGACUACAACAUCAACAACUGCCAGGUUCUCAUUCUGGCUCCGACCCGUGAAUUGGCCCAGCAGAUUCAGAAGGUCGUGUUGGCCUUGGGUGACUACCUGCAAGUUCGAUGCCAUGCAUGCGUCGGAGGAACAGUUGUUCGCGACGACAUUGCCAAGCUUAAGGCAGGUGUCCACAUGGUGGUCGGAACCCCCGGGCGUGUCCACGAUAUGAUGGAGAAGCGUCACCUUCGUGUCGACGACAUGAAGCUCUUCAUUAUGGACGAGGCAGACGAGAUGCUUUCUCGUGGAUUCAAGUCCCAGAUCUACGACGUCUUCAAGAAGCUCCCGCCUGAUGUACAGGUCGCCCUCUUCAGUGCCACGAUGCCUCAGGACAUUCUGGAGCUGACAACAAAGUUCAUGCGAGACCCGAAGCGUAUUCUCGUGAAGAACGACGAACUGACGCUGGAAGGUAUUCGCCAGUUCUACGUCGCGGUCGAGAAGGAAGACUGGAAACUCGAGACGCUCUGUGACCUGUACGAGACCUUGACGAUCACGCAGGCAAUCAUCUACUGCAACACCCGCAGAAAGGUCGAUUUCCUCACCAGCAAGAUGUCCGAACGCGACUUCACCGUGUCGUCCAUGCAUGGUGACAUGGACCAGAAGAGCCGCGAGAUGAUUAUGCGCGAGUUCCGAUCGGGUUCCACGCGUGUCCUCAUCACCACAGAUCUUUUGGCUCGCGGUAUCGACGUGCAACAGGUGUCGCUGGUUAUCAACUACGACUUGCCUGCAACGAAGGAAAACUACAUCCACCGUAUCGGUCGAUCUGGCCGUUUCGGUAGGAAGGGUGUUGCCAUCAACUUUGUGACGUCGAGCGAUGUGGAGCAGCUGAAGGAGAUCGAGAAGCACUACAACACGCAGAUUGAGGAGAUGCCCAUGGAGGUGGCGGAAUUCUUCUAG
Messenger RNA from Neospora caninum, 1236 nucleotides. RefSeq names its product DEAD-box ATP-dependent RNA helicase 34, related. NCBI's taxonomy places the organism in Eukaryota, Apicomplexa, Conoidasida, Eucoccidiorida, Sarcocystidae. Bases 1 to 1236 code for a protein of 411 amino acids. The transcript is spliced from 4 exons. The record is from RefSeq and is a predicted model, not a curated record. Gene Ontology annotation, molecular function: RNA helicase activity; ATP binding; RNA binding.